This is a messenger RNA of Ogataea philodendri, 1968 nucleotides long. RefSeq lists its product as uncharacterized. Lineage: Eukaryota; Fungi; Ascomycota; Pichiomycetes; Pichiales; Pichiaceae. The transcript has a single exon. The coding region runs from base 1 to 1968 and encodes 655 amino acids. The record is from RefSeq and is a predicted model, not a curated record.
AUGAGCUCUUCCGAAUCCGCGUUCGCCAUAUCGGAUGAUAUCGAGCUCCAUCCAAUUGCCAAGUCCCGCUCAAACAGCUCUCGGGACUCUGCGGAGCAAAAUAGCCAGUUUUCGGACUUGGGCACCUCGCUGGGCCUGGACCCUUCAAGGUCCAAAUUAAAAUCCUUUCUAUACCGACUUUGGAACGGCCCGAUUGUCCCCCGCGACGAUCCGGUCCAGUUCAAAAGUGCCUACAUUCAGCAAUUCGAGUCGUUUCCCCAAAGGAUAUCGGCUCCUUUCCCGGCAAAGAUCAAACUUCCGUUCAUUUUGCUCUACUAUACAUUCUGGCUCUUCAUUCUCCAGCAGGCCCUUGCCCCAUACCUGACCGAACAGCCGACCUGGGAAGACGAGGUUUCCGGCAAAUCGCUCGACGUUAUCAGUAUCUCCUGUCGGCAGGAAAGCUCCAUCUGGAGAGGCAAAAACGCCCAGUGUGGACUAAACGGGAAAAAAUGUGCUCCGUUCGAGGACCGUGAGGUUUAUGUUCGUUGUCCGGCUUUGUGCGACUCCGAAUCCAUCGCAUACUCUUCGAUCUCGGUCGGAGAUCAAAAUAUCAAAUACAGAGAUUUCACCAUCGGUGGAGGAAGACUCAACUUCCCUGUCAACGGUUCGCUUUCAUAUCCGUAUCGCGCAGACUCAUUCCCUUGCGGUGCUGCAAUCCAUGCAGGCGUUGUGUCGCCUUACUUUGGAGGUUGUGCAAGAAUCAAAUUUGUUGGCGCACAAUCAGAGUUCCCGUCCAGGGACGGGUCUGUUGGCUUUAAUGGGUUCUUCCCUGCCUCGUUUGAGUUUGUGCAGCUUCCUAAAUGUCACAACUGCUUUGAUCCAAGAGUCCUGGUCGCAUUGAUCAACAUUCUGCUGGGGUUCCCGGUGAUGUUCUUAUCAAAUAGUGGUGCUCUUGCGUUUUGGACGGUCUGUAUCAGCGGGUUCUGGACAAUCAUCCUCACGUUUGAUCCUCCAAUGGUGGUGAAAGCUCAAGACCCGGAGUCGUUGGCUACCCUUAUUUCCUUGGGUUUCCAGCGUCUGCUACCAUUGUGCUUUAUUCUCUACGUUUUUUGGAAAAUCGCUUGCAAAACCACUCUGAGCUACCCAUCGUCUCCAAUCUGCAAAACUCUUAUCUGGUACCCACUUUUCUGGGUCGGAAUACUCAACAAUGUCACUUUCGAUAGACUCCCUGUCGACCGUCUAACAAUCACCGAUAUUCUUACCCAGCCCGGAUCGAUAUUUGCUACCCUGGGAAUUGUGGUGACAAUUGUUUGUGGAGCCGUUGUGCAGGCUUAUCAUUUGUGGAAAGCGGGCAAGUUCAGAGAGUAUUUGCGGUUGUAUGUUGGAUUUAUUGUCGCGUUGGUUGUGCUUGGAAAUCUAGCAGGACUCAAUCUCCGGAUCCACCACUACAUCCUGGCCAUGCUACUUCUACCUGGAACCAACACCAAAGGUCUGACAGCUAUGCUUUUCCAAGGAGUUCUACUGGGACUUUUGGUUAACGGAGUAGCUAGAUGGGGGCUUGCCUCGAUAGAAGAGACGGAUAGAUCACUAAGAAGAGCCGAUCCAACAGGUGAAAUUAAACCACCCACCUUUAUUGGCUACGAACACUCCAACACAUCGAUUUCGUGGAAAGUCCAGGAGACAAACACUCCAACAAUGGUUAAUGGUGAGUUCAUUUCUCCGCACGACAAGCUGAGUCAGUUUUCGUUGUUGAUCAACGAUAUCGAAUGGUACAACGGCCCAAACACUUCCGUUAGUUUAGAGACCUUGGCUGCGGAAAACAAGAUACUGAGCCAGCUCAUCCUAAGUUCAGACUCCUCUCAAGACCAGAACCUGUAUUUCCGUGUUAGCAGAUCUGGUGGAAAUGUGAGAAGCGAUUACACUAAUGCUGCGGUUCUAAAGUAUCCAUCCGGACAGUUUUCAUUUCCUAAGCCAGGUCUUACUAAAUAG